Molecule: messenger RNA, 687 nt
Organism: Lucilia cuprina (Australian sheep blowfly)
Lineage: Eukaryota; Metazoa; Arthropoda; Insecta; Diptera; Calliphoridae
Product: low molecular weight phosphotyrosine protein phosphatase 1-like
Exons: 3
Coding region: 129-605 (158 amino acids)
Biological process (GO): protein dephosphorylation
Cellular component (GO): cytoplasm
Molecular function (GO): non-membrane spanning protein tyrosine phosphatase activity; acid phosphatase activity
Source: RefSeq, a predicted model, not a curated record
UGAACAACCCAAACAGCUGUUUGAUUUGUUUUUGUUUGGUAAAUGAUUGGCUGUUAGCCAAAAGUAAAGCAGAAAAAAGUGAAAAACGGCGGUCAAACAUUCUAGAAUUUAAUAAAAUUUCUUGAAAAAUGGUUAAAAAGAUUUUAAUGAUUUGUUUAGGCAACAUUUGCCGUUCCCCCAUUGCUGAGGCUGUCAUGAUAGAUACCAUUAAAAAAGCCGGCGUAUCCGAUGAAUGGGAAGUGGAUAGUGCUGCCAUUGGUGGUUGGCAUGUGGGUAAUUCUCCCGAUUCUCGUGCCUUAAGUACAAUGAAAAAACACGGUUUACCCUAUACAAAUAAGGCUCGUCAAAUAAAAUCCAAAGAUUUUGAAGAAUUUGAUUAUAUUUUUGGUAUGGAUUAUGAGAAUAUGAGUGAUUUGAAAGAUCGUGCUCCUAAGGGUUCUAAAGCAAAGUUACUCAUGUUGGGUAACUUUGGUUUGCCGGAGGAAGAGAAAAUUAUUGAGGAUCCUUAUUAUCAACGUGGUGAUUCUGGCUUCGAAAAGGCCUAUCAACAAUGUGUAGUAGCCUGUGAUGCUUUUUUGAAAAAAGCUUUAGCUAAUGAGAUUUAAAAGACAUUUUGGGAAAUUUUAGAAUUAAUAUUAAUGAUAUUGUGUUAAAUAAAGUGACUUGGUCUGGAACCUUUGCAAAUAA